GAAACGAUCACUGAUACUUAUUUUAGGACCGCGGUGCGUUUCAUGUGAAAGCAACAUAAAGCAUCGCAGAUGCACAUUGGUUUUUGUACCGAGAAUAAUCAUUUCUCGAAGGAGUCUGUUUGAGAGGCAAGUCUUAACGACAAGGAGAAUGCGGAAGAUUGCCCUCACCAUAGCGCUUGUUUUGAAUUUACAAAGGGUAAUACCAGAAUUAACGACCGCGUCAUUUGAGAUAAGCCUUUUUCAUUACUUGGACAUCACUCCUCUGGACAAAAGACUUGUUGUCGACCCCAUUGACUGCAGCUUUGCUUGUCUACGAAAUAUCUUCUGUGUUUCAUUUAACGUUGCUGCCGUUGCUAGUGAAAAAGGGAAGUAUUGGUGUGAACUUCUUUCGUCCAUCGUGAACACUGUUGAUGCAAAAUUAGUAGCAGAUCACGGAUCACACCAUUACAGCAUUUCCCAGAAUUCUUGCGGAAGUGAAAUCUGUUCCAGUCGUGGGAAGUGUACAGGAAUAUCGUUCAGAGACGGACCCUUCAAAUGCGUUUGUCAACCCGGAUAUUUUGGAAAGCAGUGUGAAACUGGUAAAAUUAAUUUUUUUUCCAGAUUUAUUUGAAUUAUUCAGAUA
Molecule: messenger RNA, 622 nt
Organism: Stylophora pistillata
Lineage: Eukaryota; Metazoa; Cnidaria; Anthozoa; Scleractinia; Pocilloporidae
Product: pancreatic secretory granule membrane major glycoprotein GP2
Source: RefSeq, a predicted model, not a curated record